GGGUCUCUUAGAAGGUGAAGGGGACAAAGACAAGGAGGGUGCUCCCUCAGGGGAAGGCCUGGGGCCUGCAGCAGCACGGGGCUAAGCGGGUGUACUUCUCCCACAGGGAAGUCUUCUCCUUCGGAGAGACUGUGGAGGGGCCGAUGGGGCUCCGCCCAGGAGCUGUCCCCAUGACUGAGGCUGCAGAGAACCGAGCAAGAAGCGGCCAGGCCGGGGAAAGGCUCAGCACUGGGCGGCCGCGCAGGGUCGGCCUCCCCACAUGGGGACCGGCGCCUGACCUCUUGUCUUCCGCUGAGGGAGAGAACUGAAGAGAAAACAAGGGCCCCUCUCCUCCUCGCCCCUCUCUCACCUCCGUUUCUCACUCUCAGACUCCCAUCUCCUCCCGCCUGGUCUCCCGGUAACAGCCGCUGGGUCCAGCCCCGCGCAUGGCUGAUGGGGCGCGGGGUGCGGGGAAGCGCACGGGUUUCCCGGCCACAGUGGCCGGCGGAAUGGCUUCCCUGCAGAGGGCCCCGAGCCCCGGAGGGCCCCCUCGGCGGCGACGCUGACCCGCAUGAGCGUCCCUGCUCCGCAGGAGGGUCCCGCGCGGCGAUCUGGCCCGCACGGCCCGGGGCGGGGCGGCGGGGACCCGCGGACGCGGAGCCCCGGGCAGCGGGCCCUGAGCGCCGGCGGCAUGGCCGCGAGGGCGGCCCCGGGCCUGGAGCGGCCCCCGCAGCACGAGCAGAUCUCCCACACAAAGCUUUCUGAGGAUGAUGAGUGGAACCUGCAGCAGGAGAGGACGUACGAGAUGCACCGGGGACACGAGGCCAUGCACGUGGAGAUGAUCUGGGUCUUCCUCUGCGCCCUGGUCGUUGCCCAGGUAGCGCUGGCGCAGUGGAGACAGAGGCACGGCCGCUCCUACAACCUGGUGACCCUGUUGCAGAUGUGGGUUGUCCCUUUGUAUUUCACGAUAAAACUUUACUGGUGGCGAUUUCUCUCUGUGUGGGGGAUGUUCUCAGUUAUUACCAGCUACAUCCUCUUCAGAGCUACCCGAAAACCCCUUUCAGGGAGAACACCACGAUUGGUUUACAAAUGGUUUCUUCUAAUCUACAAACUCAGCUAUGCAUUUGGUGUUGUGGGUUAUUUGGCUAUCAUAUUUACAAUGUGUGGAUUCCAUUUAUUUUUCAGAAUCAAAGCUAGAGAUUCCAUGGAUUUGGGCAUCGUGUCCUUGUUUUACGGCCUCUACUAUGGGGUAAUGGGGAGAGACUUCGCAGAGAUCUGUUCGGACUACAUGGCUUCUACUCUAGGGGUGGGGUCACUUCCAUCACAUCGUCAUGAAGUAGACCUUGCCCUUCAAUAUCCAGAAGCUUCCCUAACAAGAUCCCGAAGCUUCCAUGAAUUCUGCAUCCGAGGUUGGUGUAUUGUUGGUAAAAAGCAGACGUGCCCUUACUGCAAAGAGAAGGUCGAUUUGAAGAGGAUGAUCAAUAACCCCUGGGAGCGCACACACUUUUUAUACGGACAGAUCCUGGACUGGCUUCGUUAUCUGGUGGCCUGGCAACCUGUGAGAUCCCAAGAAUUUAGAGAACUGAAUAAAAACUGGCCCUGGGUCUGUGUGGAAAGAAUUUAACCAGAAGCUGAGCAAUGCAUCUUUCUGAUCACAACCAUUUUCUCAUCCGCGCUUGUGGCACAUUUGGUACCACUCACCGUGGACAUCCCAUCCCGAGUUUGGCUUACAGUGGUCUCACCUGGGAUGGGUUUCAGAGGUCUGCAGAGUGCUUCUCACAUACGAUUUUACUGAGUUAUAACAAAUGCCGUCUUAUCAGUUCAACAUCUUCAAAGAAGUAGACUCAUUAAAUCUUUGGUUUAAGGACACGGUCUUUUCUGUUCUCUGUGCUCGUUAUCCCGAGCCCUCAAAACCUCUAGCACCGGCUGCUGCCGUCCACACGAUGGGCCAGGGCCGCGCGGGGGCCCCUGGGGCUGCCGCGCACUCAGCCCACCCACGGGUGACUGGGGAGCGCAUCCCUCUCUCCUUCUGGGCCGCUCCGUUCACACUUAAACCCACACACACUCUUUCCACGGCCAUACUGUUUCCAUUUCCGUCCCAGCCCUUUUCAACACCUGGAGUCACAUCCUAGACUCAUUUGUCUACUGUCUGUCUUCCUCUCCAUGAAGACAGAGGACUGUAUGUUUUGCUCCCUACUAUCUUUGCAGUGCUUGGGCAGCACCGGACACAUAAGAGGCACCAAUAAAUACCUGCUGAACAAAUGAACCAAUCCAACAAGAAAGAAAAAAUUAACAGAACUGAGAAGACAAGUCAGAACAAACUAACCUAAGAACGGCACUACCAUGUUGAACUCCGUCAAAUUAAUUCAUUUUAAAUUACUGGUCAUUUACUAAAUAGUCACCACUAUAUGUCACACCAGACAUCUGCAACACUUGAAGAUAUUACACUUGAAUGAAGUAAAAAGGAAACGCAUCUAUCGCCAUAACACUGGCAACACAUUGCUGCAACAUAGGUGACCGAAUUAUCCUACUGAGUGAAGGAAAUCAGAAAGACAAAUAUCCUAUGAUGUCACUUAUAUGUGGAAUCUAAAAUAUGACACAAAUGAACUGAUCUAUGAAACAGACUCGCAGACACGGAGAACAGACUUGGAGUUGCCAGUGGGGAGGGGGGCCAGGUAACUGCUGGAUUGGGAGUUUGAGAUUAGCAGAUGCAGACUAUUAUAUAUAGAAAGGAUAAACAGCAAGGUCCUACUGUAUAGCACAGGGAACUAUAUUCACUAUUCUGUGAUAAGUCAUAAUGGAAAAGAAUAUCAAAAAGAUACAUAUAUGUAUAACUGAAUCACUUUGCUGUGCAGCAGAAAUUAACACUAUAAAUCAAUUAUACUUAAUAAAAUUUUAAACAAUUUUGGCAGUGUGCUUUAUACAAAAUUCCUUCAUAGUUAUAAUGAUGAGAUCUCACAUUAAGAUGGUUUUUUGGCUGUGCCAGGUCUCCAGUGCAAUGCAUAGGCUUUCUCUAGUUGCAGGGCGGAAGCUUAGUUGCUCCAAGGCAUAUGGGAUCUUAAUUCCCCCACCAGGAAUCAAACCUACAUCCCUUGCAUUGGAAGGUGGAUUCUACACCACAGGAGCCCCAAGGAAGUCCCUCACAUUAAGAUUUCUACCUGUUGGUAAUUUUCCUUCUUGAAACUACUCAAUGCUUCAGUAUCACAACCGGCUCAUCUUCCAGAUCAUUAGAAGAUUUAACUCUAGUUUAUCUCCCUACUCAGCAGACAUUUCAACAAUUCCAUAUAUAUUACAUACCAGCCAUGUGCAAGGUUAAAGAGAUGAAACAAGAUUCUUGAACUGGGUACCACCUUGCAGUUGGAUAAACACCAACGAAAACUUAGUUUCUCUUCUGUACAAGAGUCCUUAAAUGACCUCUGUUGUAUUUGACCUCUGAUGUAUUCGACCUCUGGGGUAUUGGCCACUUAUUUUUUAUGGAGAGCUGCAUGAUGACCCUUUAGAACUCUGAGCAAGCAAACCAAUAGAUGUCUGCAUGGAAUUGUGACUGAACUUCAGAGCUUAGAAAUGUUAGAUAAUUACCAAACGAUAUCAAGAAAAAAAAAAAACAAAGAUGCUAUUUUCUUUAUACAGUUUAAGCAUGUAAAAUCUAAUCUCAGUUUUAUGAAGUAAUAUGUAUAUACACAUUGAAAAAAUUAUGGAGAGCACUAACCUAUCCAGUUACCAGUGGUUAGCUCAAGGUGAAGGGAUAAGAGCUGACUCUUUCUUUUUUAUGCUGUAGUUUCUUUUCCUAAAUUUCUACAGUUUAACAUUUGUAAUGAGAAAAAUAAAGAUUCUUU
Messenger RNA from Capra hircus (goat), 3815 nucleotides. RefSeq names its product ring finger protein 175 (gene RNF175). The record is from RefSeq and is a predicted model, not a curated record. NCBI's taxonomy places the organism in Eukaryota, Metazoa, Chordata, Mammalia, Artiodactyla, Bovidae. The transcript is spliced from 9 exons. Gene Ontology annotation, molecular function: metal ion binding; ubiquitin protein ligase activity. Bases 551 to 1603 code for a protein of 350 amino acids. Gene Ontology annotation, cellular component: Golgi membrane; endoplasmic reticulum membrane.